AUGAAAAAUAAAAAAUCUAAUUUUUUAUCCCCAAGGAAAUUUGAUGAUAGAAAGGAUGCAAAGAGUGUUAGCGAGCAAUGCAAUCAGUUCGAUGGUCCUAUUUCGCCAGCCAUGUCAACAGCCCCUACAUCGGUUCCAAUGCACCAGGCUUUUUCUGACCGAUGGGCAGCUGCAACUUCAGAAUAUGCUCCCGAUGCAGAUCCGACAGUCGCAUGCAGCCCCCUUCUUGAUGUUCAGACGAAGACGAGCGAACCUGAUACUAAUCAGGUUAAAAAAAACUGCUGA
Molecule: messenger RNA, 285 nt
Organism: Lactuca virosa
Lineage: Eukaryota; Viridiplantae; Streptophyta; Magnoliopsida; Asterales; Asteraceae
Source: the annotation of a GenBank genome assembly